This is a messenger RNA of Gymnodraco acuticeps, 855 nucleotides long. Its product is annotated as tetraspanin-8-like. The record is from RefSeq and is a predicted model, not a curated record. Bases 131 to 730 code for a protein of 199 amino acids. Gene Ontology annotation, cellular component: membrane. The transcript is spliced from 6 exons. Lineage: Eukaryota; Metazoa; Chordata; Actinopteri; Perciformes; Bathydraconidae.
CUUAUUGGUUUUCCUUAAAAACCGCUUCACCCCAGAUCCCUCCUCACUGUGCGUCGCCGGUGUUGUUGUAUUUUCACGCUUUUAAAAACAAAUUGACAGUAUUUUUGUUUCAUUGGAAUAGCCAUCAAACAUGGCUCAUGUCAACAUUUGCGUCAAACGGCUUCUGACCAUCUUCAACAUCUUCUUUGCGGUUAUCGGCGGUCUCAUCAUCGCCUUCGCAUUCCUCGGGCAGACACUGAGCUCCAGCCAUGGAGGAGGAAAAGUCGAGGGUCGGGACACUGGCCUGAUCAUGCUGUAUCUGUUUGGAUCCGUAACCAUGGUGAUCGCUGUGCUGGGAGCCUAUGGUUCUCACAAGGAGAACAGAGGCUGCCUGAUCGCUUUCCUGGUCUGUAUGGUGAUUGGAAGUCUGAUCAUGCUCCGCUGCGGGAUCCCUGUCGCCACCGCGCGCCCCAUGCUGGCUGAUUAUUUUGAGCAGAAGUUUAGGACGGCUCUGCCUCUCGACACGGCGUCACGCGAAGACAGGCACAUGGCUGAGAGCAUACAGCAGGAGCUGCAGUGCUGCGGUCUGUUCAGCUACAGGGACUGGGAGGACAGCAUCCCCGACACGUGCCUGUGCAGCGCAGCCGAAGCGAGGGAGGGGAUCUGCCAGGACGUCUACACCGUGAGUUUCUGCAACAUUAUAAUAUAUUUAAUAAGGAUGCUCCGAUCGAUCGCCGAUAUUCACUCUUAAUAGUGCUCUCUAUAAAGGCCGAUCAGGAGAGCUGAUCACAUGACGUAAAACGGCGGUACUACAAUUUCAGUAUCAGUCCGUGACGUCACCGGAGCAUGGAGACACGGAGACUAAAGCUUCCCUUG